Molecule: messenger RNA, 975 nt
Organism: Mauremys reevesii (Reeves's turtle)
Lineage: Eukaryota; Metazoa; Chordata; Testudines; Geoemydidae
Product: olfactory receptor 11A1-like
Exons: 2
Coding region: 1-975 (324 amino acids)
Biological process (GO): G protein-coupled receptor signaling pathway
Cellular component (GO): membrane
Molecular function (GO): G protein-coupled receptor activity; olfactory receptor activity
Source: RefSeq, a predicted model, not a curated record
AUGAUAAGGACUGAAGUUGAAUGGAGAAAUCAAACGGCCAUCACAGAAUUUAUCUUCCUGGGAUUCGGGGAUCUCCCUGAGCUGAAGCUUCUUUUCUUCCUGCUGUUCCUAGUGAUCUACAUCGCAACCAUGGCUGGGAAUGUCCUCAUUGUUGUCCUUGUUGUGACUGAUCAGCACCUUCACACCCCCAUGUACUUCUUCCUGGGGAACUUGUCCUUCUUGGAAACCUGCUACACCUCCACCAUCCUGCCCAAGAUGCUGGCCAGUCUCCUGACUGGGGAUCGGACCAUUUCAGUCAGUGGCUGCCUUACACAACUGUUCUUCUUUGGUUCUCUGGCAGGUACAGAAUGCUAUCUUCUAGCAGCGAUGUCUUAUGAUCGGUAUUUAGCGAUAUGUAAACCCCUGCACUAUUCAGCUCUGAUGAAUACCAGGUUUUGUCUCCAGUUGGCUGCUGGGUCAUGGUUCAAUGGUUCUUUGGCUACUGCCAUCUUUAUAUUAUUCAUGUCACAGUUCAUAUUCUGUGGCCCGAAUGAAAUUGACCAUUUCUAUUGUGAUUCCGGCCUAUUGGUAAAUCUUGCUUGCGGGGACACACGCCUUAUGGCAUUGUUGCCUUCUGUCCUAGCCUGUGUAUUCACUCUGCCUCCAUUUCUACUAACCUUGACAUCCUACGUGUGUAUCAUCACCACCAUCCUGAGAAUCCCUUCCAUCACUGGGAGGCAGAGGGCCUUUUCCACCUGCUCUUCUCACCUAAUUGUGGUGACAAUUUUCUAUGGGACCAUAAUGAUUGUCUACAUGCUCCCAAAACAUGAUACACCGAGAGUGCUAAAGAAAGUGCUCUCUCUUUGCUACACGGUCCUCACUCCUCUGGUAAACCCUCUGAUCUAUAGCCUGAGAAACAGAGACUUCAGGGAAGCCUUCAGCCGAGCAGUCAGUAAAUAUGUGGCUUUCACAAAGAAUGUAGAGAUGGGUAGAUAA